GGCUCCUUGUCUUCGGGCUUCCAGGUUUGCCCUUGUAUUUCAGAAUGGACUCAGAUCAGGACAUUCGGCUUUACCAAGGCAAAAAAUUUCGUUUAUGGAUACUAUCGUCGUCGUCACUCUGUGCAGCUGUGCCCAGGUGGACAAUUCUCUGGAUUUAAGAAGUGAGUGCUUGCUGCUUUGCGUGUGGUUUUGAUUUUCUAUUGUCCGCACCACUUUGGAGCAUUUCGUUCGUUUGAGUCACUCUUUUCUGUCCGUACAUUCUUUUACUUGUUUUCAUCGCCAUGCGUCCUGCGGUCAUCGCUCUUUUGGCGCUGCUUCGUUUUGGAGUUGUCGUACAAGGAGAUGCGUCAAGCAAUUAUACAGCACAGCUGCUAAGCUCAGGCACGAUCAAGCUUGGCGAUUGGCAAGCAGCCUACGAUAAAGCCUAUGCCAUUGUCCAGACAUUGAACACAACCGAGAAGCUGUCAAUCAUCACUGGAGGGAGUGGAGGAAACUUCAGCGCCCUCGACAUGUUGGACUCUUCAACUAACCCUCUCACUUACUACUACGUUACAACAUGGCCUGCUGGGGGAGCAAUGGCAAUGACCUGGGACAAGUCGGCCAUUCAAAGUCAAGGCAGUGCACUCGGUGCUGAAUUCCGUGGAAAAGGAAUCAAUCUUGCCUAUGCACCCACACUUGAGCCUUUGGGUCGUUCAGCCUGGUGCGGGCGGAUCGGGGAAACUUACGGAGCAGAUUCUUACCUCAAUGGAGCUAUGGGUGGCAGCUUUGUAAAAGGAGUCAGCAGUGCCGGUGUCAUUCCGAGCUCGAAACAUUUCAUCAUGAAUGAACAAGAGACGAACCGUGACGGAACGGGCAGCGGCGGAGGCGGGGGAAUGGGUGGAUCUCCUUCAAGCACCUUUAGCAACUUUACUAUUGCGGUGAGAUAAAACAGCAAUUCGACAACCACGAGCUCCUCGGCGAGUGCUAGUAGUUCUGCUACCAACUCCACUUCGACUUCCAGCGACGAAUCCUACAAUGUUGCGAUCGGUGACAAAGCUUUCCAUGAAACUUAUUUGGCUCCUUUUUACGAUGCAGUCAAAAACGGAGUAGGCGGGACGAUGUGCGCGAUGAGUUAGUCUUGAUCU
Mollisia scopiformis is the source of this 1124-nucleotide messenger RNA. RefSeq lists its product as uncharacterized. The coding region runs from base 282 to 926 and encodes 214 amino acids. Gene Ontology annotation, biological process: glucan catabolic process. The record is from RefSeq and is a predicted model, not a curated record. Gene Ontology annotation, molecular function: beta-glucosidase activity. The transcript has a single exon. NCBI's taxonomy places the organism in Eukaryota, Fungi, Ascomycota, Leotiomycetes, Helotiales, Mollisiaceae.